Molecule: messenger RNA, 1944 nt
Organism: Suillus paluster
Lineage: Eukaryota; Fungi; Basidiomycota; Agaricomycetes; Boletales; Suillaceae
Exons: 2
Coding region: 1-1944 (647 amino acids)
Molecular function (GO): protein binding
Source: RefSeq, a predicted model, not a curated record
AUGACGGAUGCGGGACAUUGUAUUCUUGCGCGCUACAAAAGGACGCAAGACCGUAGGGAUCUCGAUCAAGCUAUAAAGCACUUCGAACGUGCCUCUGAUCUCUGCCCCGUUGAUCAUCCCUACCGCCCUGCGACACUGUCCAACCUAGCUACCGCGAAGUUCGUCAGUUGCCAAGUUAAUGGAACCUACCUCGACCUCGACCUUGACAUCCCCAUCUCUCUCUUUCAAGAUGCACUUGAUAUGCGUCCCACAGGUCAUCCAGACCGACCUCUCACCCAACUCCAUCUUGCCAUCGCUCUGCUGUCUCGUUUCGCGAAACGGGGAUAUCAAGCGGAUGCUGAUGCAGCUAAAGAGUUACUGAAUGAAGUUCGCAAUGUCUCCCUUGCCGAUAGCCACCUAUCCAGAGUAGCUCUGCUUGCAAUCAAAACCUCUGCUUUGUUUUGUUUUCACACAGAUGACCCCCAUGCCGUGGAUGAAGUGAUAUCCCUUCAUUAUGAUGCGCUAGGAUACUACAGCACAGCGAAUGAUCAACGAGGUCAAUUGCUAUGUAAUCUCGGUGUAAUGCUAGCCACCCGCUUCGAGCGUCGAGGCAAUAGUCAAGACCUUGACGAGGCCAUUGCGUUUGAGAGGGAAGCACUGUAUUUGCACCCGAUUGGUCACACAGAUCGGUCCUCGUCAUUGAAUAACCUUGGAAAUCAACUCUCCAUCCGCUUCGAGCACCGAGGCAAUGACCAAGACUUGGAUGAGGCUAUUGUGCUGAGCAGGGAAGCGCUGGCUUUGCACUCGGUCGGUCACACAGAUCGGUCCUCGUCGUUGAAUAACCUUGCAAAUCAACUGUCCAUCCGCUUCGAGCACCAAGGCAAUGUCCAAGACUUGGAUGAGGCUAUCGUGCUGAGCAGGGAAGCGCUGGCUUUGCGCCCGGUCGGUCACACAGAUCGGUCCUCGUCAUUGUAUAACCUCGCAAGUCACCUCUCCGCCCGCUUCCAGUACCGAGGUACCGCCCAAGACCUCAAUGAGUCACUAGAGAAUCUCUGCUGUGCAUUAACUCUGUUAACGCAACAUGAUCCUCAUCAAUCAAUGGUCCAUCAGUCGCUAGCUGUCGUCUAUCUGUUGUUCCAUCGAUCAGAACUCCACGCCGCUGGCGACAGUUCUGACAGUAUGAAUGCUGUCAUGCAUCACUUCAAGGCGGCAGCAAAUCUUGUCUCUGGAGGUUUCCUAGGCCGCCUGCGUGCAAGUCUAGACUGGGUCCGCCAUGCUGAUAAAUAUGCACAUGGCACCGACCUCGAGGCUUAUGCAACUUCCAUGCAACUUCUGGACGCUUACAUGUCUGCCACAGCUUCGGUGUCAUCACGUCAUCAUACCAUGAAGAACUUCCCAAGCACACUUGCAGUUGAUGCUGCAUCAUGCGCUCUUCGUCGUGGCGAUGUGUGCCGUGCUGUAGAGCUGCUGGAACAAGGCAGAACUCUCAUAUGGACCCAGAUGGCGCGAUUCCGCACGCCUCUUGACAACCUCCAGGACCAUGGUGCUCAUGCAGAGGCGUUGAUGAAGAAAUUCCGAGACCUCAGCUCCAUUCUUGAUCGACCUCCGAAUCAUUCAGAAGGGAUGUCAAGAGUUGACAUAGAAGCAGAAGUUACGAGGUACAGAUGUCUCGUGAAGAACUGGAAUACAGCUCUGGAUGAUAUACGUAAGAUCAAGGGCUUCGACUGCUUCCUACUCGCCCCCUUGUUCUCUGAACUUCAAGGUGCCGCUCGCAAUGGCCCUAUCAUCAUUCUCAUCGCAAGCAAGUCGUCUUGCAAUGCAAUCAUCGUCCCACACAAGGAAUCUCCAGUCAGUGUAGAACUCACUAUCACUGUAGAAAAGCUUGUGCAAUUGGUGAACACACUGCAGCGGACGGUGGAAAAAGACACCAGUCCUCAGGACCUGCAUCAGGAAAAAUACACUUGA